CUUCAAAGCGGCAGCGGGUUACCUUGCGGAGAAGGCGCCGGGCUGCGACGUGAGCUGCGUAGCGCUGCGCCAGUGGCGUCGUUGGCCCCGCCUCCCCCUCACACACACCGGACACCGUUUCUUUAUCUCUCUGGGCCGCUGAGGGGAACCAGCCGAGAGGUGUUGAGGCCUAUUUUAACAUUUCAUGCCUUUGGAGUAGCAUUACCAAGUCUGGAUUCCAUGUCUUUCCUUGUAAGUAAACCCGAACGAAUUAGGCGGUGGAUGUCCGAGAAGUUCAUUUUUGAGGGCUUGAGGGAGUUGGAACUGUUUGGAGAGCAGCCUCCGGGUGACUCUCGGAGAAAAACCAAUGAAGCAAGCUCAGAAUCUAUAGCAUCCUCCCCGAAAAGGGACACCAUGAACUGUUAUUUGCCCGACAGCAAUUGUUAUGAGUUACUGACCAUAAUAGGCAAGGGCUUUGAGGAGCUAAUGAUAGUGAAUCUUGCACGGUAUAAACCAACAGGAGAGUUUGUCACUGUCCGGAGGAUCAACUUAGAGGCCUGCACCAAUGAGAUGGUGGCAUUUUUGCAGGGUGAGCUUCAUGUCUCAAAGUUCUUCAGCCACCCAAAUCUUGUGCCAUAUAAAGCAGCCUUCAUAGCCGACAAUGAACUGUGGGUUGUUACAUCUUUCAUGGCCUAUGGUUCUGCUAAAGAUUUAAUCUGUACACAUUUUAUGGAUGGGAUGAGUGAGCUAGCUAUGGCUUAUAUCCUCCAAGGUGUUUUGAAGGCCCUUGAUUACAUUCACCAUAUGGGAUAUGUUCACAGGAGCGUGAAGGCCAGUCAUGUCCUGAUUUCUGCAGAUGGGAAGGUGUACCUCUCUGGCCUGCGCAGUAACCUAAGCAUGAUCAGUCAUGGACAGCGUCUCAAAGUAGUUCAUGAUUUCCCCAAGUAUAGCAUCAAGGUUCUGCCAUGGCUAAGCCCAGAGGUCUUGCAGCAGAAUCUCCAAGGCUAUGACGCAAAAUCUGACAUCUACAGUGUCGGAAUAACAGCCUGUGAGCUGGCAAAUGGCCAUGUCCCUUUCAAGGAUAUGCCUGCAACUCAGAUGCUUUUGGAGAAGCUAAAUGGCACUGUCCCUUGCCUGCUGGACACAACGACUAUUCCUCCGGAGGAGCUGACCAUGAAGCCAUCGCGCUCAGGGGUUAGCACUGGGCUGGAGGAAGGCAUGGCAGCCAGCAGUGCCAGGGCUUCUAAUGGCGAGGCAGCACCACAUCCAUACCACCGUACCUUCUCACCCUCCUUCCACCACUUUGUGGAGCAAUGCCUACAAAGGAACCCGGACCUGAGGCCAAGCGCAAGUACACUGCUCAACCAUUCCUUUUUCAAACAGAUCAAACGCCGUGCCUCUGAAGCGCUUCCUGAACUGCUGUAUCCUGUCACACCUAUCACCAGCUUUGAAGGCAUGCAGGCACAAGAUCCUAGUCUUAUUUUUGGACUGGUUUCCCAUCUGGAGCAGCUUGAGAUGGAUGACUGGGAGUUCUAGACCUCCAACAGAAGGAAGCAUAUAAAGUGUAGAAGUUCUUGAGAGAAAGCAAGCUUUCUUCAGGCAUGGUUGACUUAUGUAACACCACCUCCCUUUCACACCGAGUCGUGACGUUAUACUGCAGUUUACGUCUUCCAUAGGAAGGUGGUCUAGAUGACACACUGGAGCAAGACCCAGGGAGUAUAGACUUGUGGGAGUGCAGUGAGUGCAGUAAGGAUGUGGUGCUAGUGACUUCUAGCUCAGCUUUUGGUAUGUUUGCAUUCAAAAUGAUGGCCCAUUGAACCAGUUUCCCCCUGCCAUAUCUGUGCUGUUGCAAGAGCUCCAGGUUUAGGGAGGAUGUUUGGGUGCUCUUUGCUGUAGCUUCCUAGUCAAGGGUUGCCUUUGAGAGAGCUGGGAAUCAGCUUGGAUGGUCAUAUAUUACUUGCAAAGCAUUCUUACCCAAUGGAAAACUCAACAGCUUUGCAAGACAAAAGUGAAGGUAGCAUUUGCAACAGCUGCAUCCCAUGCUGAAUGUAUCCCCCCCCCUUUUUCCUCCUUCCCACUGGAUAAUCAAAGGAUGAUGGGAAUGGUAGACUUAACCCUAUGGUGCUAAAAGUUUCCAACAGCAAACCAGAAAGGCAGGACUCAAUCACUUUCUAGCAAAGCCAGCAUUUUCCCCUAGUGUAAGUAUUGCUGUAAUGGCUCACCUCCAUCUGUGGAUCUGAGUGCUGUGCACUCCUGUUUUUUUAAAAAGAAACACUUAAAAUGUACUCUGCUGGAAGAGAUGGGUAAGGAGUUUAAGAGAUGCUGGUCCUAGCUGUCUCUCCAACACAGGUUGAACGUAUUUAAAAAACUCCUCUGCCAAAAUUCUACCCUCUUUUUCUUAGGGGCAUGAGUGUUCAUUGUUCACUGUAGCUUUUCAUUCUAAAAAUGCUUUGCCGCUCCAGUUUUAGUUGUCACCUAGGACAAGUGCUGGUUGAUGACAAAACUUGCAGAACCUUGAACACUUUCCCCCUGUAUUCCUGUCUACUACACACUUUGCUGUUCUGAAGUUUCCCCAAAUGGUGUAGUGAAGCCUUUUCUUCCUAUUUCUCUCCCACCCCCAGGGGAGCUGUUUUCUUCUUAAUCAUUUUCACUCAAUCAAGCACUGAGCCAAUGCUGCAUCUGUCUGGUUGGAGCCGAUGCAGGACUUUUAUGUAUGCCUGUGUGUCUUACACUGUACUUGAACCCCAGUCCAUGUUUGCUCUUCUAGUUUUGUUGCCAAUUAAAAUUUUAUGCACUCUUAAA
Podarcis raffonei (Aeolian wall lizard) is the source of this 2781-nucleotide messenger RNA. RefSeq names its product STE20 related adaptor alpha (gene STRADA). The record is from RefSeq and is a predicted model, not a curated record. Bases 220 to 1515 code for a protein of 431 amino acids. Gene Ontology annotation, molecular function: protein kinase activity; ATP binding; protein serine/threonine kinase activator activity. The transcript has 13 exons. NCBI's taxonomy places the organism in Eukaryota, Metazoa, Chordata, Lepidosauria, Squamata, Lacertidae. Gene Ontology annotation, biological process: protein phosphorylation.